AUGCAUGAUGAUGGUCUUGGUGGCUGUGCAACAUAUACUAUGGAAUCAGGAACUGCCUCACACAAAGUUGAUGUUAAUAUUAUGUCUGAAUCAGAAGAUUCAAACCGAGAGAAAGGCAACAUUAGAUCCAUGACACUAGUUGGAACCAGUGGAUCAAAAAUAAUUUCUUCUGUUAGUGCUGAAGAAAGCACUACUCCGCCUUCAGCAGAUACCUCUGAAACAGAGAAUGUAUCCUCUGAUUUGCCUCCCAGUAGUUUAAGGAAACACAAGAUUUCAAAACAUGGACCUAGGUACAGGGAGCGUUCUCCUGGCAAAAGGCAGAAGGUUUUCACUUCUGACAUUUCUUUUGCAAGCAAUAUACUGAAUAAACUUUCCAUUCCGGAGAUUCGUGACACAAGACAAGAGUCUAGAGAAUCUGGGGGUGAUAUACUACGAAUUGUUGACGAGUCCACUAAGAAGACUUCAAGCAAAGAUACUGUGGAGAAAGCCCAACUGCUACUACUGAUAAUGUGGGAAGAGAGAGUAAUAAAUGCCUUAGAGCGAGAUCUAUACUUGAAGGGCAUAGAGAUAUUUGGAAAGAACAGCUGUCUCAUUGCCAGAAACUUACUAUCUGGUCUGAAGACCUGCAUGGAAGUGGCCAACUACAUGUAUAACAAUGGUGCAGCGAUGGCGAAGAGACCUCUCUUGAAUAAAUCCAUCUCAGGCGACUUUGAAGAAACUGAACAAGACUACAUGGAGCAAGACAUGGUUGCCAGAACAAGAAUCUAUCGUCGGAGGGGCCGCAAUCGAAAGCUGAAAUAUACUUGGAAGUCUGCAGGGCAUCCAACUGUCAGAAAAAGAAUUGGUGAUGGGAAGCAAUGGUACACACAAUAUAACCCAUGUGUGUGCCAGCAAAUGUGUGGCGUUCGAAGAGCUGCAAAAACAAGUUUAGAGGCUGCCAUUGUGCAAAAAGUCAAUGCAGAAGCAGACAGUGCCCCUGUUUUGCAGCCAAUCGUGAAUGUGAUCCAGAUGUUUGUAGGAAUUGCUGGGUGA
Messenger RNA from Miscanthus lutarioriparius, 1032 nucleotides. Lineage: Eukaryota; Viridiplantae; Streptophyta; Magnoliopsida; Poales; Poaceae. The record is from the annotation of a GenBank genome assembly.